AUGGCGACGGGAAGCGCCGGGACGGGAAGUGACGACAGAGUGGAGGAGUUGCUACUGGAAGAGGGGACGAGGACGUAUACUGGUGAUGGCGAGCUGGGAGCUGCUACAUUGACUAGGGAUGGCGACGAUGCCGACGGGAACCCAGGAUGGGAAGUGUUGACAGCGGCAGGGUCUGGCGCUGCUCUUCUUCCUCUGUUCACGAAGAGUCGAAGACAAAAACUGAAUUAG
Messenger RNA from Linum trigynum, 228 nucleotides. NCBI's taxonomy places the organism in Eukaryota, Viridiplantae, Streptophyta, Magnoliopsida, Malpighiales, Linaceae. The record is from the annotation of a GenBank genome assembly.